AUGCCGUCGUCUCGAUCGUCCUCCCGUGCUUCUUCUCGCCGAGGCGCGUCGUCGAAAUCGUCGGGUGGUUUUUCGCAACAAACAAACGCUUUGGCGACGAAAGCGAGAAGAAACGGGAUGAUGAGGAAAAACGUAUCUUCUUCUGCGAUGAGUGAACGAGAGAUGUGUUCUUCUUCAACAUCGAACGACGACGUCGAAAAGGAGGCGGUGUCUACGCGAAGAAACGCGUUACUUCUGAGCGCGUGUGCGACAGCUUUUGGUUUUUUCACGAAUGCGGAAGAAGCGGAAGCAGCCGCCCCGGCGGAAUUCGCCGAGGAGACGUUGAAGAUGAUCAACAUGACGAAAGAUAUUCUCAACGGGAAAGAUUACGACCAAACGAAGAAACAGUACGAUCCGGCGAAAUUGCAGGAGUUCGAGGAAUAUCGCACGUAUUGGUUCGAUAAGUACCAAUACCAACACGGGAAGUCGUUUUACGGGUACGCGAACACGUGGAAUGCGCAAGCGAAGGUUGCGUUUCAGGUUUCCAUGUCGAGUAAAGAAGGCGCGAAGAGCGAGUACCCGAACGGGUUCGAUCCGGAGAGCACGGCGUAUAACAAGGCGUAUUUGAUUAAGAUUUUGGAUAAAGCGGAGGAUGAGAUUAAGGACUACGAGAGCAGAAACGCGUUUUAA
Molecule: messenger RNA, 669 nt
Organism: Bathycoccus prasinos
Lineage: Eukaryota; Viridiplantae; Chlorophyta; Mamiellophyceae; Mamiellales; Bathycoccaceae
Exons: 1
Coding region: 1-669 (222 amino acids)
Source: RefSeq, a predicted model, not a curated record